Molecule: messenger RNA, 1254 nt
Organism: Trichoderma reesei QM6a
Lineage: Eukaryota; Fungi; Ascomycota; Sordariomycetes; Hypocreales; Hypocreaceae
Exons: 18
Biological process (GO): 'de novo' AMP biosynthetic process; IMP metabolic process
Cellular component (GO): cytoplasm
Molecular function (GO): nucleotide binding; adenylosuccinate synthase activity
Source: RefSeq, a predicted model, not a curated record
AAAGGAAAACUGACCGACAUCCUUGCCCCCGAAGCGCAGCUUUGCGCGCGAGCUGCUGGAGGACACAACGCUGGCCACUCGAUUGAGCCACGACUUACAGUCGCCAGUUUCCACUUGCUUCCUUCAGGCCUGGUCAAUCCCAACUGCCUGAACCUCAUCGGCUCUGCCGUGGUUGCCCAUAUUCCUUCUUUCUUCAAGGAGCUGGAGGAACUGGAGCGCAAGGGGCUUUCCAACGUCCACGACCGAAUCUUCAUCAGCGAUCGAGUCCACAUUGAUCUGGAUCUCCAUGUUGCCGUCGACGGACUCGAGGAGUUGGAACUCGGAGACCGCAAGGUUGGAACGACGGGACGAGGAAUUGGACCGUGCUACAGCACAAAAGCCGCGCGAAGUGGAAUCCGACUUGCCGAGGUCUUCAACGAGCAAGUCUUUGAGCAGAAACUCCGACGACUUGCAUCGGGCUUCAAGAAGCGUUACGGCGAUCUGCUCAAGUACGAUGUCGAGGAGGAGCUCGCCCGCUUCAAGGGGUAUCGCCCUAAGCUUGCCAAGUACACUGUCGACGCCAUUGCUUUCAUGAAGCAAGCACAGGAGAAGAACAUGAAGAUUCUUUGCGAAGGAGCAAAUGCUCUCAUGUUGGAUCUUGACUGGGGCUCAUACCCAUACGUCACCAGCAGCUCUACUGGCAUCGGCGGCAUGGUCACUGGACUUGCCCUCGAUAUCCGGAAGAUCGGUGAGGUUAUCGGCGUGGUCAAGGCCUACACCACCCGUGUUGGCUCUGGAGCUUUCAAGACCGAGGACCUCGGAGAGUAUGGUCUCUUCCGCUCCUCUGAGCAUGUGAAGAUAGCUAACAUCCUCUCCAGAAUUGGCAAUGAGCUGCAGCAACGUGGCCGCGAAUGGACUGCAGACCUCGUUGUUGUCAAAUACACCACGGACGUCAACCACUACACGGCGCUCAACCUCACAAAGCUCGAUGUCCUGGACACCUUCCGCACGAUCAAGAUCGCCAUUGCGUACAAGGACCCCGAGACCGGCGAGGAACUCGAGUCGUACCCCGCAUCUUUGGACAUCCUCGACCGCGCCGAAGUCGUCUACCACGAGAUGCCCGGCUGGAACACGCCCACGACUAACGCGAAGACUUUCGAGGAUCUUCCCAAGGAGGCCCAAGACUACAUCUUGUACAUUGAGAAGUUUGUUGGUGUCAAGAUCAAGUGGAUCGGCACCGGGCCCGACCGCGACGCCAUGAUCACCCGAUUCUAG